This is a messenger RNA of Etheostoma spectabile (orangethroat darter), 1086 nucleotides long. RefSeq lists its product as uncharacterized. The record is from RefSeq and is a predicted model, not a curated record. Lineage: Eukaryota; Metazoa; Chordata; Actinopteri; Perciformes; Percidae. Bases 343 to 1005 code for a protein of 220 amino acids. The transcript has 3 exons.
GGUCCUGAGCCGAACUGGUGUUAUGUAACUGAUACACUGCUUCUCAUCCUGAUGUGCAGUUACAAAAAGUUCACAGGACACGGGUCUGCGAGCAUGGAGAUCAUCUCAGCAGUGCGUCUGCAGAUCGGUAGCGGAACAUUUUAAAGAAAAUUGGCCCCUAGAGCUGUUUUUUAGCCAACUAACUGUCUUACAGCCGUAAACUUAAUUGUAAACUGACCUUAAACAGACUGCCAAGGAUCAUUGCUGGUUAAUGUUCAACUCUGGAAGCUCUUGGUGUGCCUGAAAAGGAAUUUGGAAAUGAGACUCUGCAUUUAGAUUUUGAAAGCAGCCAGACGGACAGACAUGGGCAGCGGGACAAGCCGAGGGAAGAAAGUUGCACCUGCGUGUGUCAGCGAAGUGAACGUGACCAAAACAACUGGCGGUGUCACUUCACCCAAACAGGACAGCCGUCCAUUCAAGCCUCUCAAAAUCCAUGCAAUUUUGCGCAACACGCGCAACCGUGCGCAACCGGACUGCCACAGCGAGGGGCACGACUCUGACUUUUCUCGCGAGGACGAUGACAUUGAUGGAGAGAUGGACACCGUUCUUUCGGAUUACGAGGAGCGACGGAGAGUUUCCGUGAAGACAAACCCUCCCAAGAAGACGAUCGUCAGAUCCAAAACAUAUGGACUGUGCUAUUUUAGUCAAGAGGAUGAGGACUUCAGCUCAGCUCCUCGGUCCCGAGGCGAGGAGCCACGUGGCUCACACGGUGGCUCAAGAGAUGUAAACAAGAUGAGCAAUGAUGCUUUCACACACAAUAAAAAACACACACCGGCUUGCCCCAGUCAGCACAGUUCCUCCUCUCAGGGCGUUUUGACAAGAGGGGCUUUGUUGGAAGCUGCUCCCACAUCAGAAAAACAAUCGACUUUUGGAAGCUGCCAUAGCUCCUCUCUCACCAUGCCAGUCACCAUGUAUGAUGGAUCAGAAGAAGAGCUCAUGGACACUAUUGAGAAAGAGUUUAGUUGACCCCCAGCUGAGAGCGUUGUAGCAAAGCUGUUGUCCUUCUCAGCUGUCCUCGUGGCACACAGCAGUUUGCAGGGGACUUUU